Messenger RNA from Mercurialis annua (annual mercury), 3168 nucleotides. RefSeq lists its product as uncharacterized. Gene Ontology annotation, molecular function: aspartic-type endopeptidase activity. The transcript has a single exon. Lineage: Eukaryota; Viridiplantae; Streptophyta; Magnoliopsida; Malpighiales; Euphorbiaceae. The record is from RefSeq and is a predicted model, not a curated record. Gene Ontology annotation, biological process: proteolysis. Bases 158 to 2386 code for a protein of 742 amino acids.
UCUCUCAAAAAUGAGUCUUUAAAAGGGGCUCUGUCAAAGACGAGUCAGUCAGAUUAAAUUCAUAAAAAUAGAUUUGAAGGCAAAUUAAAUCGUGUCUAGACCUGUGACUAGAUCAUACGCUAAGGCACAUAACAUCUUGGUAUCAAAGCCAAUCGUCAUGGGUAACUCAGAAAAUUUAGCUACCAAACUGGAUGCUUUUAUGGAACAGAUGGCUACACGACAACGUGCAUUAGAAGAGCAGAUGGCAGAAUUAUCAAUUUCCUUUCGGGGAAAAGGCAAUGGGUCUGGAAAAGAUAAGGCUGAAGUGCAAGAGAGCGAAACCCAUGGCUGCAGCAGAAGUUUCGGACAUAAAGACAAAUCUGAAUCGCAAUCUGGAGGAUAUAUGGUGCCUAGAUACUCCAAGAUGGAAUUUCCUACUUAUGAUGGCACAAAUGACCCUUUAGGAUGGCUAAAAAGAUGUGAGAAAUUCUUCAUCAACCAAAGGAUUGCUGAAGGAGAUAAGGUAGGCUUAGCUGCUUUCCAUCUUUUGGGUGAGGCACAAUUGUGGUUUGAUCAAGUAGAACAAGAGGAGGCAGAACUGAAUUGGGGUCGAUUUAGGGAAUGUUGCCACAUUCGAUUUGGACCACCAUUGAGUAAUAACCCUCUUGGUGAACUAGCAAAUUUGAAACAUACCGGAUCAGUUGAAGACUAUCAACGCCAAUUUCAAUCCUUAUUGGCAAGGACUUCAGAUCUAACACCACGUCAACAAGUGAAUCUUUUUACAGCCGGAUUGAAAGAAGAACUCAGAAUUGAUAUUGAGUUUCAGCAACCAGGGAAUCUCGGAAUUGCCAUGAAUUUAGCUCGAGCAUUAGAGCGUAAGCAAAGAGUUUCACAAGGAACUUUAACCUCACGAGCAAAUAUGAGCUGGCCCAGUACCAAACCCCAUAAUAAUGAACCUGCUGCCUCUGUUAACAGGAAUUCAAUUGUUCAAGGUGGUGGACAAAUUGUAAAACCAGGUGGGAGCACUAAUAGGGGGAGCUCUUCCGCGCAAUUUAUUAAAAGACUGACACGAGCAGAAAUGGCUGAACGAAGGGCCAAAGGACUAUGUUAUAAUUGUGAUGAAUCCUACAAAUUAGGACACAGAUGCAAAAGGUUAUUCUGGAUUGAGGUUCCGGAUGAUGAUAACGAAUCAGACAACGACAUGGAAGCAGAUCUUGAGAUAUCUCUAAACGCCAUUAGUGGAACCCGUAAUUCUCCUACUAUGCAGUUAUUGGAAAAAAUAUCAGGUGUUUCCGUUUCAGUGCUAGUGGAUUCAGGCAGCACCCAUAACUUCCUACGUGAGGGUUUGCUUCCUAGUUUGGGACUUGAGGUGUGGAAAAGACCAGGGCUGCAAGUUUGUGUGGCAAAUGGGGAGCGUGUACCAAGCAAGGGCAUCUGUAAGUCGGUAUCAAUUCAGGUUGCAUAUGACAAUUUUUAUGCCGACUUUUAUACUAUUCCAUUAGAGGGAUUCGAUGUGGUUUUCGGGGUGAAAUGGCUAUGCACCCUUGGACCGAUUCUAUGGGAUUUCAGUUCAUUAACUAUGAAAUUCACCCUAAACGAGAAAGAGGUCUUGUGGCGAGGACAUCCUCCUAUAGCAGAACCACGACUUUGUUUGAUGCAAAAGCAGAAUUCAGCCACCAUAAUCAUGGAUAAUUUAUUGGAUGAAUUUGCAGAAUUAUUUAUGGAGCCUACAGGUUUACCCCCCAGUCGCGAGAGUGACCACCGCAUACCUCUUUUACCUGGGAAAGGACCUGUCUUAGUACGACCUUAUCGAUAUCCACAUUUUCAGAAAGAUGAGAUUGAGAAACAGUGCGCGCAGAUGCUACAACAAGGGAUCAUCCAAACGAGUAGAUCUCCAUUCUCUUCCCCAGUCAUUUUAGUAAAGAAACAUGAUGGUUCAUGGCGCUUUUGUGUAGAUUAUCGUGAACUCAAUGCUUGCACUGUUAAGGAUAAAUUUCCAAUACCAAUGGUGGAUGAGCUGUUAGAUGAACUCCAUGGGGCACAAUAUUUUACCAAGCUGGAUUUACGAGCGGGUUUCUUCCAAAUCAGAAUGGCACAAUCAGAUGUGGAGAAAACAACAUUUAGAACUCACCAUGGACACUUUGAAUUCCUGAUCAUGCCCUUUGGGCUUACUAAUGCACCUUCAACCUUUCAGAGUUUGAUGAACAAAGUUUUCCGAUCUCAUUUGCGUAAGUUUGUAUUGGUCUUUUUUGACGAUAUAUUAAUUUAUAGCAAGACAUGGGUUGAGCAUAUGCAACAUGUACGAAUAAUUUUUGAACUCUUGCGCUCUAACAUGUUGUUUUUAAAGAAAUCCAAGUGUUUCUUCGGUGAGCCACAAGUUACCUAUCUUGGGCAUGUCAUCCAUUGAGCCGGAGUAGAAGUUGAUGUCACAAAAAUUACGGCCAUCACUAAUUGGCCAACUCCACAGUCCACCAAGGCUCUGCGGGGCUUUCUUGGAUUAGCAGGUUACUAUAGAAAAUUUAUCAAAGAUUAUGGGCAAGUGGCUGCACCUCUGACUAGUCUCUUGAAGAAAAAUGCCUUUAAUUGGAGUAGGGAAGCUGAUGUCGCUUUCAAUCAUUUAAAAACUUCUCUCUCAACAGCUCCGGUUUUAAGAUUACCCAAGUUUGAGGAAGAAUUUGUGGUAGAAUGUGAUGCUUCUGGCAGCGGGUUUAGGGCUGUGUUACAACAGUCACAUCACCCUAUUGCCUUUUUCAGCGGCAAGAUCGCAGAUUGACACCUUAAGUUGGCUGCAUAUGAGCAAGAAUUGAUAGGAUUGGCAAAGGCGGUAUCUCAUUGGCGGCCAUACCUAUGGGGUAGACAUUUCCUCAUCCGAACUGAUCACUUUAGCCUCAAGUAUUUGUUAGAACAACGUCUCACCACAUCCCCACAACAGCAUUGGAUAAGCAAAUUGAUGGGGUUUGAUUUUCGGGUGGAAUUUAAGGCUGGAAAAUUGAAUAAAGCAGCAGAUGCCUUAUCCAGGCGAGACGAGAACUCUCUGCAACUCAUGGCUCUCUCUUUUCCCAAAGUUGAAAUUCUUGAUGCUAUUCGACAAGAAAUUUCCGAUUCUCAAGAAUUGCUAUUGUUGCAAAAACGUAUUGAACUAGGUGAAUUGGGAACAAAUUGGGAGGUAAGAGAUGGGCUGAUUUUUUU